UGGAGAAGGAGGAAGCUAGCAUAGCAGACAGAACAAAUCGGACAAAAUAAAAUAAACAAAUAUUGGUACCAUAUGUGAAAAUGGACUGUUGGUUAAACUGUUAGGGUUGUUGCUGAAAAUCUCAUUCAUUAACGGCUGAUUACCAAACAUAGACUUAAAUUCUGGGGUUCACCCGCCACUGCUUCCAAAAACAUUGCUUUUCACCUCGCGCCAUCGAGUUAGCGUUAGCUAGCUAGCUAGCUCGCGCUACCAGCAAGGCAAGCGAGGAGAAGCGAGAGACCGGGACGGCCCAAAAAAAUUAAACAAGUUGGACCAGCGUGGUCAAAGUGUUAUAGAGGGUUCUUAGCUGUCAGCAUCAGGGCCGCUGAAAUAAACUUGUAGCCAGUGACCUUGUUCGCUCAUUGCAAUCUAAAAUCAUUUAUAAAAUUUCGGCCUGACUUGGAAGGAAAACUUCGCGUGCACAUCAACAUAGGGCAGGCCUGCUGACUGACGAACUGUAUGUGUCUUAACACUGAGGCUGAAACAAACCGUAAAAAUGUCGGCUCAAGCACAGAUGCGAGCGAUGUUGGACCAACUCAUGGGCACAGGAAGAGAUGGCGACACCAUGCGCCAGAGGAUCAAAUUCACUGACGAAAGGGUGUGUAAAAGUCAUCUUCUGGAAUCCUGUCCACAUGACAUUCUCUCUGGAACCCGCAUGGACUUAGGAGAAUGUGAGAAGGUCCACGAUCUGGCCCUCAGGGCAGAUUAUGAAAUUGCGUCAAAAACACAGGAAUACUUCUUUGAACAUGAUGCGGCUGAGCACCUCCAGGCGUUCAUCGCUGACUGUGACCGCAGAACAGAACUGGCCAAAAAGCGACUGGCUGAGACACAGGAAGAGAUCAGUGCAGAGGUCGCUGCCAAGGCGGAGCGAGUGCACGAGCUGAACGAGGAGAUUGGGAAACUGCUGGCUCGAGCAGAACAGCUGGGUGGAGAGGGGAAUGUGGACGAGGCCCAGCAGGUCCUGGAGAAGGUGGAGAAAACCCGCGCCCUGAAGAAAGAAGCGGAGGAUAUCUACCGUAACUCCAUGCCCGCUUCGAGUUUCCAACAGCAAAAACUGAGAGUGUGUGAGGUUUGUUCUGCUUACCUCGGUCUCCAUGACAACGACCGCCGCCUCGCCGACCACUUCGGCGGAAAGCUCCACCUCGGAUUCAUCGAGAUCCGGGAGAAGCUGGAGAAACUCAAGAAGGCGGUGGCGGAGAAGCAGGAGCGCAUGCGUAUGAAGAGGAGGGAGGAGCGUGACAGAGAAGAGGAGAGGGAGAGGGAGCGGCAGCUGGAGUGGGAGCGAGAGAGAGAGCGCGAACGAGAACGGGAAAGAGAGAGAGAGCGUGAAUGGGAGAGAGAAAGAGAGAGAGACCGUAGAAGGUCAAGAUCUAGAAGUGGAGAUAGAUACCGGGACGGAAGAGGGUCGUCUUCCCAUCGCUCUCGCCGUCACCGCUCCUCUCGCUCGCGGGAGGAAGGAGGAGAGAGGGAUCGAGACAGGGAGAGAGAGAGGAAACACAGACACAAAGAUCGCCAUCGCUCGAGGUCCCACUCUCACAGGAGCAAGAGGAAGAGAUCCUCACGGGACAGAUCAUCUCACGCCAGAGAAAGAGAGCGAUCCCUCUCGCAGGAGAGAUGGAGAGACUAUGGAGGAGAGGAGAGAUGGAGGGACAGCGUGGGCGAUGGACGGAGAGACGCGGAGAGAGAGAUGGGAGAGAGAGAGAGGUCGCCGCCGUCGUCGCCGGAGACGGGCCGAACGAGAGAGAGAGAGAGAGAGAGAUCCGUCUCGUACGAGAGAGACCAGCACUCCAGCUCUGAAGAGAGGGAGUCAGGAGAGAUAUAGAAAAGAAAUAAAAAAGAGAGGGAGUAGAAGAAAGAGAGAGAGAGAGAGACGAGAUCAACCGUAACCCUUUUACAUACGUGCUUUUUCCCCCUCGUCCCCUUUUUCUUUUGGGUAAAUUGAUCUUACGAUGACUGGAUAAGUAAAAAAAAAAAAAAAACAACAACAACAACACGGCACUUCAGACUUAAAACCAACGGUAAAAGUGUCUGUUCUAGUUUAUUGUAUUCAUCCAUCCAGACAUUCUGAUCAAUAAAUACCAAGAGGAAACACAAAAGGGGUUGGGGAAAUCAAUUUAGGAUAUUGAUUAGUGGCAGGACUACCAGGUGUGUGUGUGUGAGAAUGUGAAUGUGUGUGUGUGUGUGAGAGAGAGAGAGGGAGAGUGAGUGUGAGUGCGUGUGUUCGCGUGCGUACGAGCGAAGGCGUCAAGCUAGCAUAAAAUAAAGGCGGCAUUGAGGUUUAUAAAAAAAAAAGAUAGAUUGUUGAAAAGAGUUUACAUGGAACGAGGGAUGAACUGAACGACUGACUGACUGUACAAAUCUAGCGUCUGAGUACAGAGGAUCAGAGUAAACGCUGAAUGAAAGAGUGAAUGUUUAAACAGCAGACACGAAAAAAAAAAGAAGGAAAAAAAAAGCGAGGGAUGAUGGGACGGGGAUGAGUGAGUUUUGAUGUUUAGUUUACCUCUUGCUGUUUUCCUGUGAACGGGAUGUGUACGAGAGAUUCCAUGAAGGAAAGUGUAUUCAUCCUUCGACUCUAGACUGGCUGACCUGUUCU
Chanos chanos (milkfish) is the source of this 2632-nucleotide messenger RNA. Its product is annotated as LUC7 domain-containing protein. Gene Ontology annotation, biological process: mRNA splice site recognition. The transcript has 10 exons. The record is from RefSeq and is a predicted model, not a curated record. Gene Ontology annotation, cellular component: U1 snRNP. Gene Ontology annotation, molecular function: mRNA binding. Bases 536 to 1861 code for a protein of 441 amino acids. NCBI's taxonomy places the organism in Eukaryota, Metazoa, Chordata, Actinopteri, Gonorynchiformes, Chanidae.